AUGCCCAGGUUCUUCAAGCGCAUCUUCAGUGAUGCUUUGUUCCGGAGAGAGCCGGAUGUCAGCGACAUGCAGCGAUCGCGGCGCGUGCUGGUAAGGAGCUCAGGAGGCAUGGCGGAAGAGUCUUCGAACUGGAGGUCAUCGCUUUUCGAUGUUCAAUGUCAGGAUGAAGAGCGUCGUGGGUUAAGGGAUGGGGCAAGUGUAGCCGGUAGCGACAUGCAUGCCGCCGAACGACCUAUUCUAGCACCGAGCCACGAGCAAAUACCAGUGCGUAAGCCAAGUCGUGUUCGGAGAAGACUGAGCAAGAGGCAUCGGAGGCCUGCUUGA
This is a messenger RNA of Alternaria alternata, 324 nucleotides long. RefSeq lists its product as hypothetical. The coding region runs from base 1 to 324 and encodes 107 amino acids. The record is from RefSeq and is a predicted model, not a curated record. Lineage: Eukaryota; Fungi; Ascomycota; Dothideomycetes; Pleosporales; Pleosporaceae. The transcript has a single exon.